GAAGAAAGGGCCAAUCAGCUACGGAGUGUAUAGUUUACAGUGUAAUGUAUGCCCCAGUGUUGUCACAUCAAAUCAGGUGUCGGGCUUCUCGUCUAAGCGGCCGCACUUGCUCGCCGCAGCAAUUUUCACACAGGAGGAGGAGAAGGCUCUUAAAUGUCAAGCCGUGCGUGUCAGGCCUGCUGAGUACGUGUGGCGGAAAAACCCAUCUUGCACAUGAGCCGUGGUGGUGAGCCAUAUAUUUUAAUAAAGGGUUUGCUUACAGCUGGUUUCUGAUUGGAAACCAUCAGAUUGAAUAUUGAUAACCUCAUUGGUAAUUCCCAAUACGUAAGAAUUUUUGGAUCACAUUUACAUUACGGUCCGCCACGCCACAAGAGGGUGUGCACGAGUUGGUUCCUGUUUAUUCGGUUCCCCCCAUCCUUUCUCAUCGAGGGGCCGCGGCGAGCGUGGGAGCGCAAAUGUAACGAUUUCACGCGAUGGCGUCCGUCCGUUCGCUCGGAAAGGACCCCAGGAAUAAACAGACAAAUAGGGUGUAAAGUCGAUGUCUGUGCAUACCGAUAACGGCGCAGACAUCACACGGGCCGUCAUCUUGAUUUACGCCCCGGGCCGUCGGAGGUGCAGGUGGCAGAUUAAUAACCGGUCAUAAAGAAGAAGAAGAGGGGGAUGAUAGGGGAAGGGUGUAAAAUGGAGAGUAGAUGAAGCCGAGGCGGGGAUGAUGAGCUCUCCACUGCGUCGCGAGUCCCUCUCCGCCCUGCCGAGCCCCAGCAGGCAUGCUGUGGACAGGAACCACGAGCAGCUAGCCGUCCGGAGACUGUCCUCCCCACGCAGCCUCAACCUCCUUACGCCGCCCCCGUACCCUCGACGCGCCUCCGCCAUCCCCGGCUACCUGCUGCCCCCCUACCAAGACCAGGAGGACCACCGCCUCCUCCACCAGCAGCGUCGGCGUCUCUCCUUGCCCCCUGAGGCAUCCCGGGUGCCCCCUGCACCUCCGCCUGUGGCCGCCCCCGCCGCUCCUUGCCACCGCCCAGUGGGAGUCAUGCACCUCAUCCGCCUGGGUCUUCUCGCCUUCAGCUGCCUCUUUUGGGCGGCCGGCUUGGCGCUCUUCACCCUGGGCGUGUGGGCGCAGCUUUCCCUGGCCGACUUCAUGCUGCUGUCAGCCAACCGCUACCCCAACGUGCCCGUCAUCCUGCUGACCACGGGGGCCGCCGUCACCGUCUGGGGCUUCCUGGGUUGUCUCGGGGUGGCGGCCAACCUCCCGUACGUGCUGAGGGCGUACGGCUUCUUUCAGCUGACCGCGCUCGUGGCGGGCUUGGCCGGUGGACUCUGCGGUCUAUUUUACCGGGAGGACAUCGCCGGCGGGUUUCGUAGCGGCCUACAGCGAGCGGUGGCUGCCUACGGCGAGGACGAAGGCCGUGCCGACGCGCUAGAUAGCCUACAGAGGGCGCUGCGGUGCUGCGGUGGUGAAGGAUGGCGCGACUGGCUCACUUCGGACUGGGCCCUCCAGCACACGACCUUCCUGCCAGCCGAGAACGGCACCUUGAGGUCCUUGCCGGAUAGCUGCUGCAUGCGGCGCAAAGGCUGCAGGAACAGGCCGCUGCCCUCGGAGGACUACGACGGAGUGGUCGCCGCGGGCAUCCACCCCAGCGGAUGCUUCCGGAAAGUCUUCAGCUUGGUCAACGACAACGUGUUCCACAUUGCCGUCACUGUGCUGGGAUUGGCCUUCACGCAAAUCGGCGGCAUCACUUUGGCGUGUCUGUUGGCUAACAGGCUAGCGCCGCGGCAACGGCCACGAGUUGUGGCAAAUUAAUUUAAAAAAACGUAAUUGUUACGAUACUUAAAAUGUUGGUAUUGUUGUGGUGUCGUUUAAAGUAUGUUAGCAACAUUUUCCUUGGCUGAAAAUUGUAUGAAAACUAAUGGUACGCAAGACAGUAAUCCUUCCCGCAGAUUCGCGGUCCGGAUUUGCAGAUUUUUUUGUCUAUGCCCUAACAUGCCACUGAGAUGGCACCAAAUGCCCGUCUAAAUAGGACAGUUGUAAAGUUAGUCCAAAGAUGUAUGUUGAAGUGAUACAUCUCGACUGAAAAACUGAACUGAGUACUGGUAUCUUGGGGCGGAGCUAAGUUUAGCCUGGGUUGUUAUGGAGAAUCUUCACCGCAUGUGUAUUUAGCAGUUCAAGUGCUUUUUUACAAAAUAAAAUCAUUUGUAAACCAUUUGUUUUUAAGGGUAAUUUGAAAUUAUAUUACACUGUUGUGGGAUCAUUGUGGUAGAUGAAUGGUUAAACUAUUAUUAUGGGCAAUUCCAAACAGUUUUGGGUGGAGGGCGUAAAUUCGUCACAUUGCCCUCCCCCCCACUGUUCGGAGGUGACCGAGUCCUGCUGCCAAAUAUUUGCAUGAUUUCCAGGUUAUCUCAAACCUUAUAAUCACGUCACUUAUUGUGCAGUGGCUCACAGGUAAUGGUGCUCGCGAUAAGAUAUCAAAUGUGUGUCUGUUGUCUGAAAAGAUAAGCAAAAGUUAGUUGAUAGAAAAAAAAAAAAACAAUUGUUGUUGGAAUUGCAUAGUGACUUGCUCAGCUUAUAAUUAAUUUUGUGUAUUUGUCUGAAGCGAUGUCCAGCAUUCGAUUAGCCUGGCAUAGUGUAGCAAUGGUGCAGUUGUGGCGACUUCGCAAGA
Phycodurus eques (leafy seadragon) is the source of this 2660-nucleotide messenger RNA. Its product is annotated as tetraspanin-7-like. The record is from RefSeq and is a predicted model, not a curated record. The coding region runs from base 710 to 1804 and encodes 364 amino acids. NCBI's taxonomy places the organism in Eukaryota, Metazoa, Chordata, Actinopteri, Syngnathiformes, Syngnathidae. Gene Ontology annotation, cellular component: membrane. The transcript has 3 exons.